AUGGAAAUAAAACGUAGUACGUUUUUCGUUCUUCUUACAAUCCUAUGUAUCUCCAUCAAUCUUUCCGUUGAAAUAUGUCUGUUCAUAACGGAUCAAUAUGUGUUCGAGAGGUCUUUAAAUGAACAUGGAAUUCCAUAUGCAACCAAAGAAAAGCUCGAGAUAUAUAAAAACUUAACAUCGGAAAACUCAACGAAUCUUAAAUUGGCUCAGAGGAAAGCAGCUCUAGUUGACGCGGCUUUUAAUGGAGUACGAAUAAGCGUAGGCUUGAUAACCACACUUAUAAUUGGAUAUCUGUCAGAUCGUUUCGGUCGUAAAUGUGCAUUUGCUUUACUUCUUGGCGGUGAAACGUUGCAAAUCAUAAUGAUAUGUAUAAUCACACUUCUAAAGCUGAAUGAAUGGCUGACAAUAGUCUCUGGUCUAUUCGAAGCAUUUUGUGGAGGGGUCUGUUGA
Trichobilharzia regenti is the source of this 450-nucleotide messenger RNA. The record is from the annotation of a GenBank genome assembly. Lineage: Eukaryota; Metazoa; Platyhelminthes; Trematoda; Strigeidida; Schistosomatidae.